Messenger RNA from Maniola jurtina (meadow brown), 2227 nucleotides. Its product is annotated as GTP-binding protein Di-Ras2. The record is from RefSeq and is a predicted model, not a curated record. The transcript is spliced from 4 exons. The coding region runs from base 254 to 883 and encodes 209 amino acids. Gene Ontology annotation, biological process: signal transduction. Gene Ontology annotation, cellular component: plasma membrane. Gene Ontology annotation, molecular function: GTPase activity; GDP binding; GTP binding. NCBI's taxonomy places the organism in Eukaryota, Metazoa, Arthropoda, Insecta, Lepidoptera, Nymphalidae.
ACUCUUUGGGUUAAUUUGUUCAUUUUGUAUUCAUUCAUUGGGCGUUGUAAAUGAAAAAUAAUAAAGAAUGUGUUAUUUUUUAAACAGGAAUAUAUUUUAUCACUAUUUGUAAUUACAAAUUAUAAAUUCAGGUUGUAGUUAUCUUUUCGAAAUCUUUAAAGAUGCUAUAAAGAAAGCGAACUCAUCACUCAUCAGUAGUGAACAGAAAUUUUGAAAAUUGAUUUUACGGAAAGGAUCACGAUAAAAAUUAACAAUGCCGGAACAAAGCAACGAUUAUCGUGUUGUGGUGUUUGGUGCAGGCGGUGUAGGAAAGAGUUCGUUAGUUUUGCGCUUUGUAAAAGGUACAUUUAGAGAAUCGUACAUACCAACGAUUGAGGAUACAUACCGACAAGUUAUAAGCAGCAACAAAACAAUAUGCACCUUACAGAUCACAGACACUACAGGUUCCCACCAGUUUCCAGCCAUGCAGAGAUUAUCAAUAAGCAAGGGUCAUGCAUUUAUCCUCGUGUAUUCAGUCAGCAGUCGACAAUCAUUGGAAGAACUGAAGCCAAUAUGGCAGACAAUCAAAGAGAUUAAAGGGGCUGAGUUGCCUAACAUUCCCGUUAUGCUAGCCGGUAACAAGUGUGAUGAGAGUCCUGAGAUCCGAGAGGUAUCGGCUGCUGAGGGACAGGCUCAAGCUCAAACUUGGGGAGUUUCUUUCAUGGAAACAUCUGCCAAAACCAACCACAAUGUUACUCAGCUUUUCCAGGAACUUUUGAACAUGGAGAAGAACAGAAAUGUGUCCUUGCAAGUAGACGGCAAAGGAAAGAAAAAAAAAGAUAAGGUAGUAAAAGAUGGCGGUGAAGCAUCCUCUAGUGGAAGGGAGAAAUGCCUUGUCAUGUAAUAAUUACAAGUUACUUAGUAUCCCACCGACUUUUAGUGUCAAGUAAUAAACAACAUGGUGUAAAAUAUGACAAUAUAAUAAUAAUGUUCUGAGCUAAUUAGAUAUUAAGAUUACAAAGGCCGGUAGCUCCUAGUCCUGUGUGAGAGCAUGCUUUUACAUUUCUUAUUUACAGAUGGGGCAUACUCAACAGAGAUUUGUGAUAUUUGACAAGAUCAUUCUUUGAUCAAGACUAGUCAACUUUUUUUUUAAAACAUGAUAAACUAGAUCUCAAUAUUAUUAUUUUAGUAGUUUGUAAUUUCUUAUAUAGUUUAAUGUACAAUGUUGCCCUAAAUUAGUCAUGUUUCGAGGGUUGGAACUUUUAAGAGAUAUUGUAUAAUUUUACUAUGUUGUUUGAAUAUUUGAUCUAUAAAUCGAUAUGUCGAUUGAGAUAUCUAUAUCAAUAAAUAAUAGAAUAAUGAUUAAAGAGAACGAAAAGUAGCCCGUUUCGCUAUUGAAUUUGUUUUUUCAAACCAAACUCAACUAAUUAAUUGUAUCGUUCGUGAUAGAAUAAGGUCCGUGCGAAUGCAAGCCGCGCAAUAAUCCGUUGCGUAAGAAUACGCCCAGAUUACUUAAAAACAAGUAGAUUUAUUUGUGUGAGUGGAUGGCCUAACAAGCUUUUUGAAUUAAAAAUUAUUUCAAUUUUGAUAAUGCAUUUUUGCUUUUGCACCUGUGUGAGUUUUAAAAGAGAAAAAAAUUGGGUUCGCUUAACGUUUGCGCCUGAUGUUGGUUAUUACUUGCGCUAAAUCAAUUAUGCUGUAAUUUUUAUUCUAGUCUCAUGACUAGAAUAUUCCAAUAUUCCAAUGGAUUUAACGGAUUUGUUGUAUUGCAUUUUAUUAAGUAUUAUUAAUUAUUAAUAAUUAUUACUACUACGGCUAUUACUACUUAAAUAUUGUUUAUAAUGUGAUUAAUCUUAAAAUCAGAAGUCAUCAUCGUUGAAAUGUAUAUUUUGCUAACUAAUAAGAAUGACUUUAUUUACACUAGUUGCAUAUUACUUAAAAUAAUAAUUAAUAAUGACUGACAUGACAAGGCUAGAAGCACAUAAUUAUCGCAAGCCGCAUCCCAACACUACAAAUCAACAUCAAGCUAUUUUUUUACAUAUCAGGAUGUUCACCUUUCGGGCGAGACUGCCACAAUAUUCUGCUAGCGUUUUUCUUGGUGGGACGGCAGCCUAAAGGCUCCUUUUUUAACGUAUUUUGCUAAAUGCAAUUUUACUAAAUUUGAAUUUUGAAAAUUGAAGUGCUCUUUUAUGUCAAAAAAAAUCCUUGUUUGUUGUUGUUUAAAUUUAAAUUUUUGCUCAGCAUAAUU